UAUCACUUAUCUCGUUCUCCGUGUCACUAUAUACAGUCUUUCGGCCUCACGGACUUGUCGCAUUUGCACCUCUGGAACUUUACGCAGGUCAGAGGAAGUGUUCGAGACUCCGACGUCGAUAAUGGUGGAACCAACCGGCGUGUCCGUUUCGGAAACGCCCGAACCCAUGGACAUGGAUGAACCGCAACCCUCGCCUGGAGUGAUAGCGAACGCCGUUCGCGGUAGGAACGUCGCUAGAAGAGGGCGCAAUAGGCCACAAACAAGCAACGAUGACCGUACACCAUUUAACGUUGGUAUGACGUUCAACGGAUUUGCUAGACAUCUCGAGCCAGACGCUGUCACGGGACAUUUGGUCGAAAAUGGUACUAUAUUAUAUCAGGUCAGGUGGUCCGAGAACAGUGCAUCUAGACCGAUCGAGUCAAGCCUCAUGCGAAGUUACAGGCCACUCAUGCUUCUCGACUUUUAUGAAGAGAUGAUAAAAAAUAAUGGACACUAAAAAUGCCUGUGACAAAUGACUCGGUUCACGAACAUGAUUAUGAGUGCCAAUUCUGUAUCUUUGUAAACCAUAUUGUAUUAAUAAUGUUAUAUAUGUUAAGUGUUCUAACUAUAGAUAAUUUAAAAUAUAUUGACUUGUAUUUAUUCAUGAUUUAA
Messenger RNA from Rhopalosiphum padi (bird cherry-oat aphid), 651 nucleotides. RefSeq lists its product as uncharacterized. Lineage: Eukaryota; Metazoa; Arthropoda; Insecta; Hemiptera; Aphididae. The transcript is spliced from 4 exons. The coding region runs from base 122 to 496 and encodes 124 amino acids. Gene Ontology annotation, cellular component: nucleus. The record is from RefSeq and is a predicted model, not a curated record.